ACACACGACUUUCUUAACCCACGAACCGGACACAUAAAGGACUGAAAAUAGAGCCGUUCUAUCUCUCUCUCUCUCUCUCACUCACAUACACACACCCUCUCUCUCUAGAGGCUCUGGUUACUUCUAUCUCUUUCUGAUAAUGUAAAUCACAGAAAAGCUAGACAAAGAUUGGCUCUAAAUCUCUAACACAGGAAUUCAAAAGUUUCCAAAAUGGCAUUUCAUAGCUUUUUAUCAGUGUUCCUUAUCCACAUUACCUUAUUUGUGAGCUUGUGUUUUGCUGGGGAUCCAUUUGUGACCUAUGAUUUUGAAGUCUCUUACAUUACUGCCUCGCCUCUGGGUGUACCCCAACAGGUUAUCGCUAUUAAUGACAAAUUUCCAGGUCCUAAUAUUAAUGUGACUACUAACAACAAUGUCGUUGUCAAUGUUCGAAACAAAUUGGACGAGGGUCUCCUCAUUACUUGGUCCGGGAUUCAACAGCGGCGCAGUUCAUGGCAAGAUGGAGUCCUGGGUACGAAUUGUCCUAUUCCUUCAAAGUGGAACUGGACUUAUCAAUUUCAGGUUAAGGACCAGAUUGGGAGCUUCUUCUAUUUUCCAUCUCUCAACUUCCAGAGAGCGUCCGGAGGGUAUGGCGGCUUUGUUAUCAAUAACCGGGACAUAAUUCCUAUUCCUUUUGCAACCCCAGACGGGGAUAUAACCAUUAUAAUUGGUGAUUGGUACACCCGGAACCAUACGGCUUUGAGGAAGGCUCUUGAUGCAGGGAAAGAUCUUGGAAUGCCAGAUGGAGUUCUUAUUAAUGGGAAAGGCCCUUACAGAUAUAACGAUACACUUGUCCCAGAUGGCAUUGAUUAUGCAACAUUUGAAGUCCAGCCAGGGAAAACUUACCGACUUCGUGUACACAAUGUUGGAGUGUCAACUAGUCUCAAUUUCAGGAUCCAGAACCAUAAUCUGCUUCUAGCUGAGACAGAGGGAUCAUAUACGGUCCAACAAAAUUAUACUAGCUUAGAUAUACACGUUGGACAAUCUUAUUCCUUUUUGGUAACUAUGGAUCAGAAUGCGAGUACAGAUUACUACAUUGUAGCAAGUGCUAGGUUUGUGAAUGAAUCACUCUGGAAAAGAGUUACUGGUGUUGCCAUCUUGCAUUACACCAAUUCCAAAGGAAAGGCUAAAGGUCCCCUCCCAGACCCACCAAAUGAUGAAUAUGACAAGACUUUCUCUAUGAACCAAGCAAGAUCCAUCAGAUGGAAUGUGUCUGCUAGUGGUGCUCGCCCUAAUCCACAGGGUUCUUUUAGAUAUGGGUCAAUCAAUGUGACUGAUAUUUAUGUGUUGAAAAACAAGCCACCUGUGACAAUUAGUGGGAAACGACGGACAACGCUAAGUGGAAUCUCAUUUGUCAAUCCUUCUACACCAAUCAGGCUUGCUGACCAGUUCAAAGUGAAGGGAGUGUACAAGCUUGAUUUCCCCACUAGGCCACUAACAGGAGCACCUCGGAUGGAAACAUCAGUUAUUAAUGGAACAUAUAGAGGAUUUAUGGAAAUCAUACUACAGAACAAUGACACCAAGGUGCAGAGCUAUCACAUGAAUGGAUAUGCAUUUUUUGUUGUGGGGAUGGAUUAUGGUGAAUGGACAGAGAAUAGCAGGGGCACAUAUAACAAGUGGGAUGGAAUUGCCCGGGCCACAACACAGGUAUAUCCUGGAGCAUGGACAUCAAUCUUGAUAUCACUCGACAAUGUUGGAGUCUGGAACCUCAGGGCAGAAAACCUUGACUCUUGGUAUCUUGGCCAAGAAACAUAUGUCAGGGUUGUCAAUCCGGAGGACACUAACAAAACUGAGUUGCCCAUUCCAGACAAUGCCCUCUUUUGUGGUGCCCUUGGCAAAAUGCAGAAGCCACAAGAUAUAUCUUCGGCGAUUUCAAUCGUUGGAAACAGAUCAAAGCUGUUCUCAACCCUGCUGAUGGUCGUUUGUGCUGUAAUUUCCAUCCUCCGCUAAGUGUUUUCCUUUGUGGUGCCCCCCUCUUGUGUUGGUUUCUCUUAGUGAGGGUUGUGGUUGAGUGAGUGUUUAGUUUAGUUCUGUAAAAUUAGUCUUGUUGAUACGAAUCAUUUGUGAUUUUGACCUGCUUUUUUCUUUUUCAUAUUGUUCUAAAUCUUCCCCGGCUUCCUCUAGUUUAUUGGGACCUUUCAUUCUUUUAAUAUCUAUAAUUUAUGUUGAUGACAAUUCAUCAAUUUGCAAUACAAUUUGACCUCCCACGUA
This is a messenger RNA of Alnus glutinosa, 2247 nucleotides long. Its product is annotated as monocopper oxidase-like protein SKU5. Lineage: Eukaryota; Viridiplantae; Streptophyta; Magnoliopsida; Fagales; Betulaceae. The record is from RefSeq and is a predicted model, not a curated record. Gene Ontology annotation, cellular component: plasma membrane. Gene Ontology annotation, molecular function: oxidoreductase activity; copper ion binding. Bases 211 to 1986 code for a protein of 591 amino acids. The transcript is spliced from 9 exons.